AUGACAUCCUCUCUUUCCUCCAAAUCCACCCCCAACAUCUCCGCCUCCGACGCCGUCCUCCAUAUCGACAGUGCCACAUACAUCGACGCACCCUCGCAAGACGUCUGGAACGCCUUGAUCGACACCUCCACCUGGCCAUCCUGGAACACUUUUAUCCCCCGAGUUACCAUCCGCGAACAGCCCGACACCCCCGAUGCCUCCGCGGACAGCCUCUCCCCGAUCCUCCAGCAGGGCACCAAGAUGACUUUCCACGUGCACAUGGAUCCCUCGUCGUCCGGACGGCAGAAAGACACCGAUAUCCAGCUGAUGGUGAUCGCGUUCGAGCCGCCGAAUGCCGGCGCCAAGACGCCCGGGCGCAUCGUGUGGGCGAGUGACUCGGCCGCCAAAGGAGGGAUCCCGGCGAUGCUGCUGACGGCGGAGAGAGUGCAUGAGGUGGAGGAGGUGGAGGUUUCCGGGAACGGGGGGGAGGUCCGUCGGGGGACAGAGGUGAGGAAUUGGGAGGCGCAGGUUGGGUAUUUGGGAUAUGUGGUGCGGUGGAUGUAUGGGGCGCAGUUGAAGCAGAACUUUGAGACGUGGAUGCGGGAUCUGAAGGGGAAUGCCAAAGACAAAGAUAAGGCUGGAUGGAAGCAGCUGAAGAAAGCUGAGGAUAUCAGGAUGCAGUGUGACAGUGUGAUUGCCAUUUGCCAAUUGAUCAUGACGUAUUACAGUCCUAGAAAUAGAGACGAUCCGACUGUCAAGACACCCUGA
This is a messenger RNA of Aspergillus clavatus NRRL 1, 747 nucleotides long. RefSeq lists its product as uncharacterized. NCBI's taxonomy places the organism in Eukaryota, Fungi, Ascomycota, Eurotiomycetes, Eurotiales, Aspergillaceae. The record is from RefSeq and is a predicted model, not a curated record. The transcript has 3 exons. Bases 1 to 747 code for a protein of 248 amino acids.